This is a messenger RNA of Suillus bovinus, 453 nucleotides long. RefSeq lists its product as uncharacterized. NCBI's taxonomy places the organism in Eukaryota, Fungi, Basidiomycota, Agaricomycetes, Boletales, Suillaceae. The transcript is spliced from 5 exons. The record is from RefSeq and is a predicted model, not a curated record. Bases 1 to 453 code for a protein of 150 amino acids.
AUGGUGGUUCCAUCAACAUUAUAUUUAGUCACAAUUUUGCGGCCUUUUUGUAGCCUUCUCAAGCCUCUUGGGCCUGCCAUUUCACUGGUUGUGAAUGCCGUGAUUGAACUUGAUAACAAUGGAAUUGUCCCUGCAAGUAUCUUGCGCAAGCUACCCAACAGAAGGUCAUCUACUGCACACAGUACAAACAUGACCCAAAAUGUCCCCAAUAACCCGUCAUCUCCUCACCCGAGCUACAUGGGUCUAUCCUCUGAUACCUUUGAUGCGCAGAACGCCCAUACUGCACAUAGUACAACCCUCGCAUCAUACCCUUACCCCGACCUCACCCUCGUCAUCCUCGUCAUCCUCGCAUUCCCUUUCGCCCUCUACUUGUCGCUCCAGCAGAGCCAGUACAUCUGGCCGGACCCUUUCGCUGACGAAGCAUACCCAUGCUCCGUCCCACCACCUGACUGA